CCACAAUAAAUUUGUUUUACUUUCUAAACAACACAGUCUUUUUCACUAUUUAAAAUUAAAGUUUAAUUUUUUUAACUUAAUUUUUUUAAAGUUUACAAUAUAAUAUCUCUCGCAAGAAAAGUUUAAUUUUUUUAACUUAAUUUUUUUUAAAGUUUACAAUUUAAUAUCUCUCGCAAAAAAAGUUUAAUUUUUUUAACCUAAUUUUUUUAAAGUUUACAAUUUAUUAUCUCUCGCAAAAAAAGUUUAAUUUUUUUAACUUGAUUUUUUUAACGUUUACAAUUUAAUAUCUCUCGCAAAAAAAUUAAAUGUGUUCACGCGCGUAUUACUUUGACUUUAAAAACUGUACUUAUGUGAGUACACUUGCGAGUAAAAAUAUAAUUAAUCAUUGAGAGUAUGAUUAACAAAAAUGCGAGUAAUAUCAUUUUAGUUGUACUCGCGUUGUACUCGGGAGUGAAUUACUCGCACUCUCACUGUUUUAUUUUUGUACUCUUACUCUCGAAAAUGUGUAGCUUUACUCGCGAUCGGCACUGUAAUAUGAUCUGAAAUAAAUUUUUGUUUUAAAAAUUGCUCUUUUACAUGCUACUUCCAAUGGUUAGUGAGGCAGACACUGGAAAGAUUAAAAUGGUAGAAGCCCCAUUUUCAUUUAAUAAUGCUGCAAGUGGUACAAGACACGGUGAUAGUGGCGAGAUUCCUCUAAUUGCUCGGAUAUCUGCUCAGAAGCCUUCAGGCCCACAGUUUUUAAUCAGUAACUUACAUGGCAAAUGUUUUACGCAAUUGCUCAAUACUUACAAGUAUGAAUUCUGUCCUUAUCACAAUGUUACUCAGCGGGAACAAACGUACCGAUGGAAUGCUUUUCAUGGAGUAUUAGGCAUUUGGAAGGAAUGGAAGAUAAUGAACGGGACGUUUUCCACUAUGCACAUGGUAAAAGGAGAAGUUUGCUCAGGAGUGCUGGACCGAGAAAUACAGGUGACUCUAAGAUGUGGCAAGAGAAACGAAAUUGUAUCCGUGGAAGAGCCAACAAUGUGUCGAUAUAACAUGUUAUUCAAGACUCCGUAUGCAUGUCCGCAAGAUGUGUUACUAGUGUACCCAAUGCUGUCACACGAGGGAAAGAAAAGAUGGAGGGAGAUUGAAGAAUCGUAUGUUAUGAAUGAAAUAACCGAGAAAGGUUAUCAAAAGCGGCGAAAAAAAGUAUUCAUUGACGAAGGAUUAAACGUAAAUGACAAUCCUAAAAGAAAGAAUCGUUUUAGAAAAGAAUAUUUUUCUUUAGAAAACCCUAUUAUUUCGAAGUCUGAAGCUAAAUAUUCUGGUAGUUCAAAAUCGGGAAUCCUGUCUUACCAUGAUUUGAUGUAUCAGUUUGCAACCAAAUCUCAAUGUGUCGAGGAGUAUCGAAAAUUGUUAGCAGAGGUAGAACUGAUUCGUGCAAAAAUUGCUAACUGUACCACCAUUCAACAUACAGACGUGCAACUCGAUUCUAAUCAAAAUCUGACGGGAUGGUCGUAACCGUGAUACGUGUGACUAAAAAAACUCUCGCAAGGAGGUUUAGUCGCACGUUUCCUGCAACUGUCGCACGUUUCCUGCAAGUGUCGCACGUUUACUGCAACUGUCUCAAGAGUGUUGUGUUUCCGAUAAAUUACACGGCAAGCAGUUUUUUGUUCACCAAUUUAUGAAGUAAUUAUUUGAUUCUGACGAACAAUUAAUAGCUAAAUGCUAAUUCAUAUAAAGCAUAGCUUGAAGUACAAGAUCACGAAUUUAUUUAGCAUGCACGCCUAAAUCAGGUUAAUCUCUAAUAUUUUAAAUUGAAAUUUAACUGUCUCCUUGCUUUUGCUGGCUCGAUCAUUGUUAAUAUUAAUUACGUUAGUUUUCUGAGUUGUUAAUUUUCUGUAAUAAGGUAGUUCAUUUCUUAAUUUUA
Molecule: messenger RNA, 1909 nt
Organism: Hydractinia symbiolongicarpus
Lineage: Eukaryota; Metazoa; Cnidaria; Hydrozoa; Anthoathecata; Hydractiniidae
Product: N-acetylglucosamine-1-phosphotransferase subunit gamma-like
Exons: 11
Coding region: 577-1500 (307 amino acids)
Cellular component (GO): Golgi apparatus
Source: RefSeq, a predicted model, not a curated record